Molecule: messenger RNA, 2751 nt
Organism: Paramacrobiotus metropolitanus
Lineage: Eukaryota; Metazoa; Tardigrada; Eutardigrada; Parachela; Macrobiotidae
Product: protein argonaute-2-like
Exons: 12
Coding region: 1-2751 (916 amino acids)
Molecular function (GO): protein binding; RNA binding
Source: RefSeq, a predicted model, not a curated record
AUGGAGAUGGUUUCGGUUAAUCGUCCGGACGUUGGGACACUGGGCCGCGGUAUCCGUUUACUCGCCAACCACUUCAAGCUGGAGGUGCCCCGUGAUGGCUACUUUUACCACUACCACGUGGAAAUGGAGGCCCUGGUGUGGCGCGCGCCGGAAACCCGCGAGCGCAGUCAUCAGCGCGCUACCACCGACAUCAUGGCCCAGCGAGGGGUCAGUGACCGAGAGGCGGACCCGGUCUUGGUGGUGCUGGGGAAACCGGUGCGGAAGGAUACCCGCCGGCGUGCCAUCCAUCGCUUGGUGGCGGGGAACCGGGCGUUGUUCCAGGGGACGCUGCCGGUGUUUGAUGGAGAGAGCAAUUUGCUCUCCGUGGUGGAGCUGCAGGAUCCGGGGCUGUUGUCGGCGAAGCGGGCGGAGCGGAUUGUGGAGACCAUCGUAGAGCUUCCCAAUGAGAAGGAGCAUCGGCGGGCAACGGUGCGAGUGACCCUGCGGGAGUGCAAUCCGCUGCGGUUUUCCUGGGGAGUUCUCCGGGAGGCUAUGGAAGGGCGCACCACGGAGUUGCCGGUACACGUCAUUUCCUGCAUUAACACCAUUCUCCGCGAGGCCGCCCUGGCCGUUGAUCACAAUGUGCCAGCCGGUAGUUCCUACUUCCACCAUGACACCAAUGCCAUCACGCUCGGUGGGGGCCGUAUAAUGUGGAUGGGAUUUUUCGCGAGUGCGCGGCUGUGUCAGUUGGGGAUGUCGCUGAAUGUGGACGUGGCGCACGGUGUAUUCUAUGCCAACAUCCCGCUGCACCAUCUGAUCACGGCCAUAGUACAGCAACGAGACAACGCCCCGCCCAUUCCAAUUAUGAACGAGCAGCAACUGCGUCGGGUCAUGGCGGAUCUGAGGGGUCUGCAGAUCAGCACCGGCGUCGGCGGUAAAAUGCGCUACUACACCGUCGCGCGAUUGUCCCGCGAGGCGGCCGAUCAGUGUGCCUUCCACAUGAACGGGGAACAGGUGCUGGUUGCGGACUACUUUGCCCGGAAGUACAACUACCGGCUGCAGUUUCCCGGAUUGCCGAUGGUGGAGACAUCCAACAAAUGUCUCCUGCCUGUGGAACUUUGUACGGUGGUCGACGGGCAAAAAGUCAAACGGAAGCUGACGGAUCAACAGACGGCCAUGAUGGUCCGAGCGUGUGCUAAACCCGCUGGCGUCCGCAAGCGCCAAAUUCAGGAUAUUCGGACACACGCGGUGGGCUAUGACGAUAGUGAGCACAUGCGACAGUUCGGGAUCCGCGUGGCGCGGGAUAUGCAGGCGCUGGAGGGUCGUGUUCUGCCGAUGCCCAAGAUUGGACAGGGCGAGGCGAAGACGCUGGCUGUGGACGAGAGCCACGGUACGUGGGAUACGCGGCGCACCCGGUUUGUCCAUCCCGUACCGCUGACAGCCUGGGCGGUGGUGAUACGCAAUAACCUCCACGAGCAACGGGUGUUCAAUGAUUUCCUGAAAAAGCUGACGGAGUUGGCGCGACAGCGCGGCAUGACCAUCGAACCGCCCUACAUGUACCGUGCCCAUGACGCCCACCCGGACUUCGCUGGGAUCAUCGAAGAUAUCCGGUCGUAUUACAGUGGUCGAGGGCAGAACGUCCAAUUGAUUAUGAUCGUGUCUCAUCAGUACGAAUUGUACGGUGACAUUAAAAAGGCCGGCGAUGUACAGUGCGGCGUGGCUACACAGGUGGUCUUGACGAAGACCUUAAUGAAAAACCACCCGAAAGGACUGGCGCAGUAUGCCGGGAAUCUUCUGCUGAAGAUCAACGCGAAACUUGGUGGCGUUAACAAUAUUAACGCCAGCCUUGACAAGUGUCCCACCAGUUCACCGCUGGCAAAUAUAUUUACGAAACGCUUACAGCCGACCAUUGUAUUCGGUGCGGACGUGACGCACCCGGGAGCGGGUGAGGACAUUGCCAAACCGUCCAUCGCCGCUGUGGUGGCCAGCUACGAUGACACCUUCACACGAUAUAUGCAACGUGUCCGCGCGCAGUCCAAACGUGUCAAUCCGUACUCCGAGAAGAAGUCCGCUACACAGGAGAUCAUCACCGAUCUCGCGGCGAUGGUUCGCGAGCUGCUGUUGGAGUUCUACGAUCGCAACAAAACUGAACCGGCACAAAUCGUCUUCUAUCGCGACGGCGUGUCCGAGGGCCAGUAUAAGCAAGUCAUGGAGCGUGAAGUGAAUUCCGUCAAGCAAGCUUGUCGGGAAUUGGUUCCGAAUGGGAAGUACAUGCCGCCCCUUACCUAUGUUAUCGUCGGCAAAGGUCAUCAUGUGCGGCUGUUCCAUGCUAAUGAACGCGAAGCUACUACCCAUUCCGGAAACGUCCCGCCUGGUACCAUCGUUGAUACCACCAUUACCCAUUUCAAGGAAUUCGAUUUUUACCUCGCCAGUCACGCUGGCAUUCAGGGCACCAGCCGUCCGGCACAUUAUCAUGUGCUGUAUGAUGAUAGUCAUUUGUCCGCCGACCAGAUCGAGCUCUUCAGUUACUCGUUGGCGUUUCUCUCCGCGCGUUGCAACCGCAGCGUCAGCAUCCCCACGCCGGUUUACUAUGCCCAUCUGGCCGCCUUCCGGGCGCGGUACCAUCUCCAGCAUACCGGCAUCUAUUUGGACAGUGCCAGCGAAGAAACGCCUGAACGAGAACGCGAUAACCGCGCACCGGCGCCGGAUCUGGAUGCUUUGAACCAGCGCAUUCGCACGCACAAGGAACUGCAAGGCCUGUACUACGCCUAA